Molecule: messenger RNA, 540 nt
Organism: Ambispora gerdemannii
Lineage: Eukaryota; Fungi; Glomeromycota; Glomeromycetes; Archaeosporales; Ambisporaceae
Source: the annotation of a GenBank genome assembly
AUGAACGGUCUUCUCUCUACUUUUACUCGUUUUCGUAAACCGCCACAAAUUCACAUUAUUAAGCUUAGCUUUACUUCUGCUGCUGCUUUUUCUUCAAGAUGUACUUUAACAAAUAAUAACUUAACCUCGAUAUCUUUGGAGCAAAACUGCACAAGACAUUUAUCUUCUUCGUCAACUGAUAAUGAUACCAGCAUUAUUAGUAGUAAUAAACGUGGUGAUGAUGAUAAUGCGUUAACAGAUACAUAUAAACAGUCGGUGAAUCGUGAUAAACCAUGGUCAGUGAGUCAACGAGAUAGAAGAGAUGCAAUGAUUGGGCCGCGCUUUGAGAAUACUGAUUUAGAAGCACAGCCAAGACCACUAGCAGCAAUCGAGCUAAUUAAUCAAGAGCCAAUUCAUUUUGUUGAUGGGCGUAUUGCAACUUGUCAUGGAGAUGGCGGAGCCUUGGGCCACCCAAGAGUCUACAUAAAUUUGGAUCAAGAAGGAUCUCACGCUUGUGGAUAUUGUGGCAUACGAUUCCAGCAAAAAGCUCAUCAUCAUUAA